UUGGAUACUUCUUUAUACUCUCUACCUUCCCUGUGAAUAUUAUACUUGAAAGACAAUUAUUUUUAAAGUUAUAGAGAUUUUAAAUCUCAAAAAUCCUACACUCUGCAUGUAAAAUCUCAGCUUCAAAUCGCUCUCUCGUAAAAUUUUCAUACUGAGAGUUAUUCGUUUCUUAUUCUAAGCGGUCGAUUUUUACUAAUUACAGUGCAACAACAAUAGUAUACUGCAAUAUUUUGAAGGAUUAUUGUUGAAUGCAGGAGCUAAGAUUAGAUUUUUGGAAGUUCGGAGGAUGUGUCUGUAGGAAGUAUGGGAUUUAGUUGGAGGUGUUUGUCUGCUGGGUUGAGGAGAGGGAGGGAGUGAGAGAGGCGAACGGAGAGACGCGAACGAAGAGAGGCGAACGGAGAGAGGCGAACGGAGAGAAGCGAACGGAGAGAGGCGAACGGAGAGAGGCGAUCGUGACGGCUGUCAGUAUGAAAAGUGUAUUGGUAGAAAUAAGACGCGAAUUUCUGUCCAGUUAUUGAAUAAAAUUGAUUUGUUGGAAAGUAUUAAAGACGUUUAAUUUUGUUGUUCAACAAUUAUAAUUAAAUUUUUAUAGUUAAACUAGCAAUAUUAUUUUGAAAACUUUGAGAUCACCAGACACGUCAUGCCUAUAUAUUGAAUUGGGUGACCAUCAAAUGUCGGAAGCCAAAAUCCUGAAAGUCAAAUCCCGAACGCCAAAAUCCCGAAAACCCAAAAUCCCGAACGCCAAAAUCUCGAAAGCCAAAAUCCUGACAGACAUAAUCCCGAAAGUUGAAAUCCUAAAAGUCAAAAUCCCGAAAGGCAAAAUCCUAAAAGUCAAAUCCGGAACGCCAAAAUCCCGAAAACCCAAAAUCCAGAAAAGCCAAAUCUCGAAAAGCUAAAACCCCGAAAACCAAAAUCCUGAAAGUCAAAUCCCGAACGCCAAAAUCCCGAAAACCCAAAAUCCCGAACGCCAAAAUCUCGAAAGCCAAAAUCCUGACAGACAUAAUCCCGAAAGUUGAAAUCCUAAAAGUCAAAAUCCCGAAAGGCAAAAUCCUAACGGAGAGAGGCGAUCGUGACGGCUGUCAGUAUGAAAAGUGUAUUGGUAGAAAUAAGACGCGAAUUUCUGUCCAGUUAUUGAAUAAAAUUGAUUUGUUGGAAAGUAUUAAAGACGUUUAAUUUUGUUGUUCAACAUAAGGUCCUUCGAGACCCAACAUAAAAAUGUUUAAGUCCACUCCAAAAACGCAGAAAAAACGCAAGAAUGCUGAGCGUCUCCGGUCAAUUGAAGAAGCCAAAAAACGCAAAAUGGCGGAAUUAGAGCAGCUCGAAAAGCUUAAGGAAAAGCUUGAGGCGUCAGAUGAUGAUAUUGAGGGUGAAGCAAGUGAAUUUAACGAGGAAUACGAGAUUUCAGAGAAAGGAGACGAUUCUACAACCAACGAAGAAAAUGAGCUAUCGAUGCAUAUUGCAAAUAUGUCCACAAUUAUCGCCAAUCAAGAAAAGCAAGUCAGCAAGUUCAUCGCACGUCAAGCCGUAGCCAAAGAAUUGCCAGAUUUCAACGGCGACCCUGAAGAAUGGCCAUUAUUUUAUGCCAUGUUUCAACAAAGUUCUAAGGAUGGCGAUUUCACAGCCACUGAAAACACCAUGAGAUUGGCCAAAGCACUGAAAGGAGAUGCACGGGAUAGAGUAAAAACCCUCAUUGCUACAGCAGCAGCACCAGAAGACAUCAUAAACGUGUUGCAGUCGCAUUUUGGACAUCCAAGACAAGUGAUAAAUCGAAUGAUGGCUCGCAUAGCUUCAACACCAGACCCAAAAGAUGGUGAUCCAGAGAGUAUUGUCAAAUUUGCAACCAUCGUAGAAAACUUGUCGUUUGGAUUGAAAUGGCUGGACAAAGGACGUUAUAUGGACUCUCCAUGGGUGACAAAUGAUAUUGAGAGAAAACUAUCUCCAACCAUGAGGAUGCUUUGGGCAAUGAGGGCCAAAGAAAUUCCAAAUUACUCUGUGACGGAUCUUGCAACUUGGCUGAACGACCAAUCGAAAAUUUCUUUGAAUAUUUUGCCAGUGACGUCACUCUCAACUCAAUCAUCAACUGGAAACAAGCAGAAGACAAAGGAACAUACACGAACACCAAAAAUACGCAGUGCAGCGGUUAUGACGACCCAAAUUGCAACAAAGAGCUACAAAUGUGCAGUGUGUGAGGAAGGUCAUUAUACGAAUGAGUGUCCAAAAUUGAAGGAAUCCACGGUAAAGGAGCGUUACAAACUUGCAAAGGGUCUCUGUUGGGGAUGUUUGGGCCGAAACCAUCGCUUAAAUACCUGUGUUCGCCGCCGCACUUGUGGACUAGAUGGAUGUAAGCGAAUGCAUCAUCGCCUGCUGCAUGGAACAGAGAAGUCCGUUAAAUUUGAAGACGAGAAAAAAGAAGACGACGAUAAAACAGGUAAAAAAUAAGAUAUAAGACUAUGAUCAUUCAAGACAGAACGUAAAACUAAAAUUGAUAACCUUUGUUGUGAAUUAAAAAUUAAGAUUAACCUUUAAACAAAAUAAUGAAGUAAAAUUAAAAUUAAAUUGGUUGAAUUUUGUACUCAGUAAAUUACAUAUUGGAAUUUAAUUCUUUGAAAUUUUUAUUGGAUUUAUCUUGAAAGUUUAAAAUUUUGAUUGAAUUAAAAUUAUUACUAGUGAUCUUUGGCAAUGACUCAUUGACAUGUGAAAAAAAAAAAAAGAAACUAUGUAAAGAAACAAUAAAACUGAAAUAAAAAAAAAUGUUUCACAGAUACUAACACUAAGGUUUCAAACAAUCUGAAAAAUAUGGAGAUCCCUGUGGAUGUGACCGAUCCAUCAGGACGAAAACUACUCACAAUGGAAGGGUUAUUUUCAAAAAUUUCCGGUGAGUCUUGGAAAACUAUCUCCAUGGGAGAAUUUCAAGUAAUUGUGUGUUUAUCAUAGGUGAGGCUGAAGAGUCUUGCAGUUCAAAGGGUACGCUUACGGGGGGAGAUGAUGGUGUCCUUUUCGGUAUACCGAUUACUAAUACAAGCCAAGGUACGACGACUGAGAUCGUCAGUUCUGAUGAAAAAACAAGUGGUGAGUAAUCGGUUAUACGGGUGAUUCGAAAUCUAAAGUGUUAGUAGAUAAGGUUUUAAAACGUAUUUUAAUGUAUUAGGUGUGUCCUUGUUCGGA
Phlebotomus papatasi is the source of this 3165-nucleotide messenger RNA. RefSeq lists its product as uncharacterized. The coding region runs from base 1216 to 2439 and encodes 407 amino acids. The transcript has 2 exons. Lineage: Eukaryota; Metazoa; Arthropoda; Insecta; Diptera; Psychodidae. The record is from RefSeq and is a predicted model, not a curated record.